AUAACUGACGUUUCACGAGUUUCCGCGUAACCUCAUAUCUCCAUGCAUAAAAAGAUUUUAUCUUGGCGGAGCUUUUUUACGGAACAAUGAUAGCGCACUCUACUACCGCGGGUUAUCUAUGAGUUGACCCGAGUCAUAAAUAACUUGUUUUCCAUCCCGAUAAUGUUAGAGGAAUAAAUUUGUGCUGUGAAACAUACGCCAUGCAGAAAGGUUAAACGUGGUAAUCCUCAAAAUUAUAUCAAGUCAUGGACGAUCGAUACGUACCGCCGUUUUGUUCAUGCGGAUGUCACGCACCGCGGCCGAUAAAACCGAUCGAAUUACCGCCGCACGAGCCAUGCUGUUGCUGCGAUUACAAUCCCUUUAGCGACAAUUCCAAGGAAUCGGAGAUCUACGAUCUACCGUUUGCUUUACGAAAACUGACGGUAAUGAAAUGUCAGAUGAAAAAGUGGCGCAUGGAGCGGUUGCAGCUUGAGAGCGAAAAUAGGUCUCUGAAACAAGCCCUACAAUCAUUCGGUGUGAAGCCCAACGGGGUAUUGGGUACUGAUCCCUUGCUCGUGCAUUACCGCGAGGAAAACGAAAGGCUGCAGAAUGCAAAUGAGGAACUGGCGGAAAAAGUUCGCAACCUCGGAGAGAGUCUCGCUGAACGAGAUUGCUGCGACGAUCCGUGCGAAAAAGUUAAAUACGUGAGGGAGAAAAUAGCAGCACUGAGAGAUCGUUUUGCUGCCGAAAAAAAACAAAUGCGAGACACGAUAUCCCAUCUGAAGUUGAAACUGGUGGAAGCCGAGGAGGAUACUUCCUGUGCGGCAUUAAAUCGUUUGAGGGCAAAGCUUCGUGAGCUAAUGAAAGAUGGUCAGAAGGCUGAUCAACAGGUGUCCGUGGUUGUCGAGAGAUCAAUGCAGACAUCGGUGGAUCUAUCAAAGAGCUACGAAGAUCUGUUACGAACAGAGUACCUGCAAGCUGAACUGACGCAAAUUCGUCGUUCAAUGGAGGAAGUUGUUACACCGGUCUCAGAAGAGAUUGUCGUUCCUCUACCUGCAGAUGCGGAAGAAGAGGACGUACCGGCACUGUUAAGUCAGCUUCGUAAUUGCAAAAUGCUCCUGGCUGAAUUGAAAAUGCAUUUGGAUGAGAAGACGGCUUACGCAGAGGCUCUACGAAGCGAGCUUGAUCAACUGAAAGCCUCCAUCGUCAGACCAGCGACCGUGAUGGACGAGGUGGCCGAGAUGAAGGAAGAAUCCGAGAAACCUGAGAAACUUGACGAUAAGAUUACCGAGCUUCUCGAAAGCCUGCGGCAGUCGGAACUGUCUGUGCUGGACGUGAAUAAAUUGCAGAGCGAGAUCGAAGAUAUGAGGUCCCAGUUGUAUAAUCUUAAGACGGAGAAAAAGGAAUUUCUCGAUGAGUUGAAAAAGAUACGGAGUGUAGUGUAUGAGAAAGACCGUCAAAUAAACGAACUGAAUAACGAAAAUGAGAUUCUGAAGAAGCACGUUGAAAGAUUGAAGUCCGAAUGUGACGAAUUAAAUAUUAAGAAUGCAUCGUUAGAGAAGGAAAUUCGAAAAACACAAGAAUUGAGUAGAGUGAAAGAGGAAAAUAAUGAGUUGAAGAGCGAGAUCGAUAAGUUGAACGUUGACCUGCGUUGCGAGGAAGAAAAAUUUCAAGUGGCGCAAAAAGAGCUAGAGGGCAUGAGAGACGAUUUGCAUAGUCUCGGAACUGAGAAUGAAUUCUUGAAGGAGACAUUGGAAAAUGCAAAAUUGGAGACUAACGAACUUAAAGAAGAAAAUGUUGCUUUGAAAAACAAUCUUGAUAACAUGAUUAAGGAACUGGAAUCUUCGAGAAGGGAAAAUAAUAAUAUUAAGGCAAAAAUAGAUCAAUUAUUAUCUAAGAAUAAGUAUUUAAGAGAUGAAUUAGAAAAACAAGUGGCGGAGACGGAUCAAUUAAAAUCCGAAGGGAUUGCAUGGAAAGAAGGCUUCGAUAGACUGUUACAAGAAAUGGAUAGAUUAAAGGUUGAAAGCGAUAAACUAAAGGACGAAAGUGCUGCUGUUAAAAGCGAAAGAGAUAAUUUGACAACUGAAAGAGACAACUUGAAAUCUGAGAAUGGUCUUCUUAAAGAUGACUUGUUUAAAACAAAUGUAGCGUUAGACGACGCAAAGAAACAAUUGAACAAAUUUAAAGUCGAGAAUGGAGUUCUUACAGAAGAAUUGAAGAAGGCUAAUGUAAAUAAUAACAAGCUACUCGCGGACUUCAAUACUUUGCAGAGCGAAAUGGCAAAGUUGAAGUCGGAGAACAGAAAAUUGUUACAAGAAGUGGAUGAUGGGAAAGAAGAACUAACAAAAUUAUUAUCCGAAAUAGAAACUUUGAAAAAGGAGGUAGAUAAUAUGAGUAAUAAAUUGAUGAGGGCAAAUAACGAAGUUGUAGAUUUGCGGCAGGAAUCGGUCGAGUUAAAUAAUAAACUGAAAGAGGCGAAAGUUAUAAAUGAACAACUAAAAGCAGAUCUAAGUGCAGAAUCUACUGCUAAACGAGACAUUCAAGAGGAAUUAGUGGCAUUAAAGAAUGAGAUGAAAAAUUUGAUCUCAAAGAUCGAUGAGAUAAAGGUGCAAAAUCAUGCCCUAAAAGAAGAGAGAGACACCCUCAAGAAAGAGCUGUUGAAUCUAGGCGAGGAAUCGUUGAGCCUAAGGGCUGCGAAUGCUGAGAUGAUAAACCAGAUUAAUAAUUUAAGACUGGGUAUAUCUGAUCUUCAAUCGCAAUUAUCUAAAGCGGAAGAAGAUAUUGAAUAUUGGAAGUUGGAAAAUUGCAAGCUUAAGAUGAGCUCAGAUAAGUUAUCCAUCGAGAAUGAAAAGACAAAGGAAGCUUUAAACGUCUGUAAGGUUGAACAUCAAACAUUAGAGAAGGAGAUAACAAAUCUUAGAAAUGAGAAGAUUAACCUUGAGGGAGAAAUAGCAGAGCUUAAAAAUCUGUUAGAAGGACUAAAUCUGUCUUCAUUCGCCGAAAAGUCUGCUAAAGAAGAGGCUGUGGAGGAACUGACGAAAGUCAAGAAUGAAGUCAUUGCUUUGAGAGAGGAACUUAAAACACUAAAACUAGAAUUAACUAAAUUAAGAAUAGAAAAUAAUAAGAUAAGAGAUAAGGAGGAAAAUUUAUCGCGUCAAGUAUCAACAUUAAAGACAGAACUUGAAAACACAAAAAAUGAGGUAUUAGCUUUGAGAGUAGAUAAUAACACAUUAAAAUCAAAAACAAAUACGUUAACAGAUGAGAAUAAUAAACUAAAAAACGAAUCAAAUAUGCUGAUAUCUGAAGUUGAUGGUUUGAAACUAGAAAACACGAGUCUGAGGGAAGAACGACAGAAAUUCGAGAAAGAAUUUGGCAAACUAAAAGGAGAGGACGAUAGGCAAAAGGAUGAGAUUAAAAAUCUGAAAUCUAACUUGACAGCUGAACAGGAAUUAUCAGAAAAAAUUAGAUUGGAAUUAUCUACUAGCCAAUCGGAAAACAAUAGAUUAAAAGCGGAGCUGGAAAAACUGCAAAAGAAUUUAGAUACCCUUGAAUUGGCGAAUGACAAGUUGAACAGUGAAGUAGAGGAUUUAAAGAAAACGUCGAUCGAUGCGCAGAACAAGGUGAACGCAUUGCAGUAUCAUGUGGCUACGUUGUUAGAAGAGAAGGAGGCACUUCUGAACGAGUUAGAUAGUUUACGAGCGGAAGUGAGUAGAUUAGGUAAAAUUGUGUCGGAUAAAGUUGCAAAAGAAACUAUUGAGAAAAAGGCGAUCGUUUCUAACGGCGAAUUAAUGGAGGAGCUAAAGGCAGAACUAAGUAAAAUACGUGUGGAAAAUGAGAGUUUGAAGCAUGAAUUACAUGAUGUAAACGAACGACAUGCUUCAUUGAAAAAUGAAAAUACUGCUCUGAGAAUCGAAAACACUAAAAUGGCAACAGAUCGCGACUCCUUCAAGUCAGAUUUAACAACAGCGAAGAAUGACCUAGAUAAGUCUAAGAAUCAGAACAACGAAUUAAAAGCAGAAAUCGAUAAAUUGAAGAAAUCACUCGGUGAUGCCGAAACGAAGAUUAAAUUUCUGGAAGGACAGCUUGUUGACUUGUCGAAUGAAAAAGAGAGGCUCGAAAAAGAGAUGAAAGUUCGUACAGCAAUUUCAAAGGCCGAUGAUGCACAUGCGCAGCUUGAUGACUUAAUUAACGCUCUGAACGCAGAAAAAAUGGAUAAGGCUGCCUUAAAAGAUGUCUUGAUUCAAUUACAAGAUGAUUUGAAUAGAUGCAGGACGGACAACGAACGACUAACCAUCGAAUUGGCCGCUUCGGAAGCUCGAGCAUUAGCAAUACAGAGAGAAAGGACGGAGUAUGAUAAAGAGCGACAGGAUUUACAAAAUUUAAUGGUAGAAAACAAAGAAUUGCGAGAUGAGUUAAGAAUAGCGCAAAAUGAGAUCAAUAAAUUAAUAGAGAAUAUCAAGAAAUCGAAAGGCGAUUUUAUAGAGGAUGCUGACGAUAUCGACAGCUUUGAAAAUGAAUUGAAGAAAUUGAUGAUCGAGAUAGACAAGGCGAGAGAAGAUUUAAGAUACGCGGUGGAAGAGAAUAAUAAAUUAAAAAUGCUCAAUGACGGUCUUGAAUUAGAACUAGGUCGAUUGAAAGCACUGCAGGACAAAAUAAAAGAUUAUCCUGAGCAAGUCGAUGAAGAAGUUAUCGAAUCGAAGGAUGAAAUCCAAAAACUGUUUGUCGCAAAUAAUGCGCUGAAAAUCGAAAACAUGGAGCUGAUAUCCAGAUUAAAUCAUUGUCAAGCGGAGAAUGAGCGUUUAAAUGAUAAAAUUAACAACUUGAAUGAAAAAAUCAAAUUGCUGACAUUUCUCCCUCCUACUGUAGGUUUAGACGAGGCGAGAGAAGAUUUAAGACACGCGAUGGAAGAAAAUAAUAAAUUAAAAAUAGUCAACGACGGCCUGGAAUUAGAACUAGAUCGAUUGAAGGCGCUGCUGGACAAAAUAAAAGAUUAUCCUGAACAAGUCAAAGAAGAAGUUAAUGGGACGAAGGAUCAAAUCCAAAGACUGCCUCCCAUCGUAGAGGCUGGCGUGAUUAAACCGGAUGAAUGCGGCGACUUCGUUAAGGCGAACGAAUUACUGAAGAAGCAAAUUGAAAAGCAAUAUGACGCCGUGCAACGUGUGCGUGAUUACAUACAAUUUGUGGAUGGAAAAAUUCCUGCGAGACCCACGAUGGCGACAACAUUGGACGAUGAUUUUGAAAUUGAGCGCUGGAUUGUGCCUUCCAUCAUGGAAUUGUUAAGAGAAUCGCAAAAGCUGUCCGAGAAUAUCUAUCUGGCGGAAAUCGAAGUUCAGGAUAUCGAUAGACUGCUUAAACUACUUAAUGAAUGCAAGAAAGAAAAUGAGAAUUACAUAAAGCAAUUAUUGGAGCUUGGUGUGGAAGUUACCAAGGUUGCAGGUGUGGAUAACGGCGAUAAGCUUGCAGCUUUUGACCCUGAAUCUUGGUUGAAGUCUUUGACACUAACGCAACUGGCCGAGUUGCACGAUAAAAUCUGUCUGUUGACUUCGAAUAUGGUGCAACAAGAUAGCAGUCCUGCGGUUUGCGAUCGUUCAGUGAUUAAUCGAGACCACGGUAAUGAUCGGUUGCGAGCAGAUUACGAUGCUUUAAAUCGGCGGAUUGCCGCCUUGCAGAAGCAAAUAGCCGAAAAGCAGAUUGAGGCGGCAUGGAAACUGCAGGAAUUAAGACGAACUCUUCGUAUUGAGCAGGCAAAUCUGAUUCAAAUCUCCGACCGGAUGACUCUCGAAAAAAGGCGCAACUUAGCUCUUCAUCUUACCAUGGACGAUUCAGUGUGAUUUUCUUUCCAGUAUCAGUAAACAUGUUAAAAGUGACAUUUACUUCAAGCAAGUUCUUGUUAUUGGACGCGCAGCGCAACAAGGCGAAUAUUCUUUAUAAUCUUUCUUUUGACUAGAAUAUAAAAUAAAAAUAUAACGA
This is a messenger RNA of Trachymyrmex cornetzi, 5949 nucleotides long. Its product is annotated as daple-like protein. The transcript is spliced from 13 exons. Lineage: Eukaryota; Metazoa; Arthropoda; Insecta; Hymenoptera; Formicidae. Bases 246 to 5810 code for a protein of 1854 amino acids. The record is from RefSeq and is a predicted model, not a curated record.